AUGCCCGUCCAUGCCCGCGGGCACGGGAAUUCCCGAUCAACAACGACAGACAAUUGUAAAGAUUUGUGUCAGCCAGAAAUGGGACAAAAAUAUUCAAAGCAACUUAGCAUGAGUGACUUUCUUGCUUCAAAUAAUCCGUGUGGACAAACAAUUUUACAAUUAGUAGCAACAGGAAAUGCGAUUAUUAGUGAAUUGCUACGUUUAUCUGAUUAUGUACCACCGGUGUUCAAAGUAGCAAACGUAAAAGACGCCGGAAAAUAUGGUGAAAUUAUAUUUGAUUUUUCUUAUUUUCCAAAACAAGAAUAUUACGAUGACCUGAUAAACGGCAGACCUGAUUUACAAGAUACAGAUGAUGAAUUUCGUGAAAAUAAUCUAACGUUAUUAACACGUUUUUAUCAGGCAUUUGAAAGUGUCCACAAAUAUGGAAUUGAAUUUAACAGGUUAGUUCAGAUUGAGGGUUCUCAAAAGAACAUAUUACCGGUGGAUGAUUUUAUUAUUCUAAGAUAUGUUGAAGAUUUAAUGAAUGGCACUUAUCUUCAACAAACAGUCGAA
Molecule: messenger RNA, 552 nt
Organism: Didymodactylos carnosus
Lineage: Eukaryota; Metazoa; Rotifera; Eurotatoria; Philodinida; Philodinidae
Source: the annotation of a GenBank genome assembly